AUGUCGAUGAGCCCCAAGCAUACGACUCCUUUUUCCGUUUCCGAUAUCUUGAGUCCUCUUGAGGAGAGCUACAAGAAAGUAAGUAUGGAGAGUAACAAUUUGGGGGCUCCUCUGGGGUCGUACCGGCAGCCGCAGGUCUCACAGGCGACUAUGCAGCAGCACCACAUGGGUCACAAUGGAACGGUACCCGCAGCUUACCACAUGACCGCUGCGGGGGUGUCCCAACUCUCGCACACGGCGAUGGGGGGCUACUGUAACGGAAACCUCGGGAAUAUGAGCGACCUUCCGCCAUACCAGGAUGGCAUGAGAGGCAGCACAACGGCCACCAGCUGGUAUGGAGCCAACCCAGACCCACGUUUCUCCACCAUCUCACGGUUCAUGGGCUCGUCUUCGGGCAUGAACAUGGGCAGUAUGGGAAGCCUUAGCUCGCUGGCAGACGUGGGCAAGACUAUGGGCUCCCUCUCCAGUACCCCGCGGCGGAAGAGGCGCGUGUUGUUUUCCCAAGCCCAAGUCUACGAGCUGGAGCGGCGCUUUAAACAGCAGAAAUAUCUCUCGGCCCCCGAAAGGGAGCACCUUGCCAGCAUGAUCCAUUUGACGCCCACGCAAGUCAAAAUCUGGUUUCAAAACCACAGGUACAAGAUGAAGCGACAAGCCAAGGACAAGGUGUCCCAGCAACAGAUGCAGCAGGACAGCUCCUGUCAGCAACAGCAGCAGUCGCCCCGGCGGGUGGCCGUGCCAGUGUUGGUAAAAGACGGCAAACCGUGUCAAGGCAGCGGGCACACACCAACCACCACUGUGCCUACUCACCACCAGCAAGGUGGCAACAUCAUGAUCAUGUCCAAUAAUGCUACGGGCAUGGGUCAACUCCAGAACCAACAAGUGGGAAGCGCUGGGCAAUCCCCCGACCUGACACACCAUUCCACCAGCCCACCGUCCCUGCAGACACAGGUGGCCAGUCUGUCGCACCUCAACUCCAACUCUGAGUACGGAGCGGCCUUGCCCUGUUCGGCCCUGCUCUACGGCAGGACGUGGUGACAACACUGGCGCACAAGUAAGAACGGACAGUGUGCACCACUGCGAACUUGUUUUGAGUUUUAAAACAGUGUCAAAGAGUGACAGACUUGUGUGUGCGUUUGUAUUACACACCUCGCGUUGGUACCCCUUAAUGUCCACUCUGCUGGAGAGAGUUGGAUACGGAGGCAGAGGAGGAUAGCUCACGGAGGAAAAAAACUGAUUUGUGUAUUUUAAGGAUACACGCCUCCCAAUUCUACACAGAAGACGGAAUUAUUUAUGUAGAUCUAACAGACAUUAUUCAAGAGAUUCAUACACUAAAAUACUUUCUUUGUGCGCCUGCUUGGAUAA
Sardina pilchardus (European sardine) is the source of this 1362-nucleotide messenger RNA. It is a transcript of the gene nkx2-1, whose product is annotated as NK2 homeobox 1. Gene Ontology annotation, biological process: regulation of transcription by RNA polymerase II; cell differentiation. Gene Ontology annotation, cellular component: nucleus. The transcript is spliced from 2 exons. Lineage: Eukaryota; Metazoa; Chordata; Actinopteri; Clupeiformes; Clupeidae. The record is from RefSeq and is a predicted model, not a curated record. Bases 1 to 1035 code for a protein of 344 amino acids. Gene Ontology annotation, molecular function: DNA-binding transcription factor activity, RNA polymerase II-specific; RNA polymerase II cis-regulatory region sequence-specific DNA binding.